UAGUGAGAAGAGCUUUUUAGUCUAGUCUAGAGAAUAAAUAAACAUUACAUAAAGUGACAAAAAAAUGGCUAAGGACUUGAGGCAUAUACUUGCUGGGUGUCUCACAGCUUCUAUGCUUCUCAUGCUCUGCAACAUGAUCAAGAAAGACCACAUUGAUCCCCUUAUUUUGGGAGAUAUCUCAGUAGAGGCCAGCCAAACAGAUGACAGCGCUUCAAAACGUUACCUUGCAACAAUAAAUUCCGAGAGCCCUAACCUUUGGGGAGUAAACAAUGAAGAUGACCUAAAGCCUUGUUGGAGAAAAUAUAUUAAUCAUCUGAAACCGCAACAAUCAAGGGGUUAUAUCUUUUUAACUUUGGCUCAAGAUCCUGAGUAUCAUUUGGCACAGAUUGCUGAUGCUGUUGUUGUUGCUAAACACCUUGGAGCUACACUUGUCCUUCCAAACAUAAAAGGAAAUGAACCAGGAAAGAAAAGGAAGUUUGGUGACAUCUAUGAUGUGAAGAAGUUUGUUGAAAGCCUGGAUAAGAAAGUGCCUCUAGUUGUGGAUCCUCAAGCAACAGAAAUAUCCAACCAAAAGGUUAACAAAGUGAGUGUUCCUAACAUGGUUUCCAAAGAGUUCAUCAGCUCAAAAGUUGAGCCAGUAUUCAAGAGCACACCAAAUAUAAGGAUUGCCACUUACUUCCCAUCAUCAAUGGAACAAACAAGAAAACUAAAUCCAUAUGCAUGCUUGGCUGUGUUUGACACCCUGAAGUUGAGGCCGGAAUUGCAAGAAUCUAUAGACUCGAUGGUUCUAACACUCAGAAGUCUCAGCUCUCAUUCACAUGGCCGAUUCAUCGCGGUUGAUUACAGGGUGGAAAGUCUACCCGAAGGCGGUAGUAAGUGUCCUGACAGUGAAACUGCAACCCAAAACUGCAUUGAUGCCAAUGAUAUAGUUUUGUAUUUACAAAAGAUCGGUUUUCCCAGAGAAACAACCAUUUACUUGACACUAAAUGGGUGGGAUUCAAGCCUUGAACAUUUCCGGAAAGCUUUUCCCAACACUUACACCAAGGAUGUAAUCAUCCCUUCGAACGACAAGUCAAAGUUCUUGGAUCCUGAACAUCCUGAACUCAGACAGAUUGUGGACAUAUAUAUAUCUUCAAUGGCAGAUGUUUAUGUACCAACAUCAUCAAACAUGUUUAGUGACAACGUUGUGGCAAGGAGAAUCGCAGCUGGAAAGACCCGAGUUCUUGUGCCAGGCAAGGGAUCAUCAGACUCUGCAGAUGACUAUGUUCCUGCCUACAUAUCCAUGAAAAGGCAUUGGGCAUAUUCAUGCUUUUGUUGAUCAAAUUAACUAAGUCAAAAUAAUGGAUGGUGGAUAAGGUGAUGAAUAAGGACAGAAAGUCCAAGAAACUAUCCAUCUAUCUACCACCUAGUAAGUUGAUAACAGUUAUAAGGGUCAAGUGUGAACUCUUGUGAAAUGUCCAUAUGCACCUAAGUUUGAUUGUUUUUUUCAACAUGCGUGUUGUUCAGAAAGUAUUUCAUUGAGUUAAUUAGAAUGCUUCAAUUCAAUAUAGUUCCAAAAGCCUUCAAUAUUGCCAUUAUUUGACACCCACCAGGCUGCAAUGGUUGCAAAACUCAUAUACGUAUAUAGAUGUGUGAUGUGUCAGUGGCGGAGCUAGAAUUGCCGUAUCAGGGUAUGAAGCUUGAAAUGAUUAUACUUGGGAUAUUCCUCCCAAAAUU
Cuscuta europaea is the source of this 1716-nucleotide messenger RNA. The record is from the annotation of a GenBank genome assembly. NCBI's taxonomy places the organism in Eukaryota, Viridiplantae, Streptophyta, Magnoliopsida, Solanales, Convolvulaceae.